GAGGAUCCACACGCAUCUCCGCUCUGUCUAUCUCUCCCCUGCCACCUUCUGCACCCCUCCUUGGCUUCUUUGCCACUCCGGGAGGGGUGGGAAAAAGAACUGCACUUUCUUUUUGUGCCUGUGAGCGUACCUUUUCCUGCACCGACGUUCUCUCUCGCAGCCGCUCCGAGAUUUUCGUUUAUUUUGCUUUUUUUGUGUGGUUUUUGUUUUGUUUGUUUUUUUCUUUUCGGCGUUCGCAUUUCUUCCUUUCUCCUCACUCCAGAGAUGCCGGAGGAGUUCAGAAGCUCACGGACGGAUGGGGUUUUAAUUCAUUCUCUUUUUGCCCCACCUCGCCAGCUCUUGAAGGACCAGAAGAAGAAAAACUAAACCCAAACAUCUGAUUUUCCGACGGCGCCUCCCUCUUCCAACUACUCUCCACCGGACCGCUGAAUUAACCAAACCGCGCGUUACAAAUCACACACCUCCCCCCCCAAAAAAUAAACCCCAAAUAACAAAACCCAACAAACAACCAAACAAAACAACGCAAACCAACAACCUAACAACAACCAACAACCCCCAAGAAUACCAGAGAAGAAAGGAGGGAGCGACGCAUUGUCACCGGGGGCAGCGGCGUGUCUGCGCGCCUGGCCGCGGCCGAACAAAGCCGGCAGCACCUCGCCGGGCUCCUCGCCCCGGGCUCCGCGUUCUCCUCCCGGCCCAGCCCGGCCUGGGAACUGCGGGCUGCGGGGCGGGGAAGGGGAAGCCGAGGGGAAGGGGAGAGGGAAUCAUCCGAGCUGGUGUUAUUGCCCGCAUCCCUUUUGUUAUCUUUCGCGAUCGGAGGAAGAAGAGCGGGGGAGAAACGGCACUUCCCGGAGCAAUUUUUUUAACCUCCCCUCUCAAGUCGGCUGGCAGCAGCUGCCGGGGCGUGUGCAUCCCGCUGCCCGGAAUCAACAGACUUUGAUGGGGUUGGGGGGCGAAACCCUCUUUUCUUUUUUAUUUCCUUUUUUUCCUUUCCCCCCCCCCCCCCCUUCCUCCUCUGAUGCAUCGUAAGUAACUUAAGUUGUUAUUUAUACUCCGCAAACAAACACGGCUAUAACAUCUCCCCAUCUCCGGAGCGCUGGAGGCCGCGGCGAGGGAUGAGAUCUGCCUUUCCCCACCCGAGCAGGACACUUUCCCACUCCUAAUUCAUUUGAUUUGAUUUUUGUUAUUUUUAAAAAAUAUUUCCUCCCCCCCCUUUAAAUUUUUUUUCCAUGCUUCGCUCCCAGAGGGUCAUUUGAACUGUAAAGGAACCGCCGAGGGGGCGAGGGGACCUGGAGAGAGAGGCUGCCCAAACGACUCUGCCGAGCAAGCACUGGGAAUAAUGGAAGGAAGUAUAUUGCGCUGAGAAGCUGCCGUCAAAAGCCAGAAACGGGAUGGUACAUGACGGGCAUCAUCUAUCCCCGGUACCGCGUUUGUUGUGCUUCCUCAGGGGGCACCGACCCGCCUGCUCCCCCGCCCGCCUCUCCCCCGCCACCCGGCCGGGUGGAGAGGGACAGCCACUGGCGACGGGGCCAGGGCGCGAGGGUCGACAUGUCCCUGCCCCUGCCUCCCCCCAUGCCUCGCCCCUUUACCCCUCCCGAUGCCGGUGCCGAGGGGCUGACCCCGCUCUCUCUGGUUCUCUGUCCCGGGAAGGCUCCUCCGCCCCCUCCAAGAUGAUGCUUAGCCCGGAUCAAGCUGCCGACUCCGACCACCCCUCCUCGGCUCCCUCCGACCCGGAGUCCCUGGGCGGCGCGGACGCUCAAUCGCUCAGCUGCUGCAUCUCCGACCCGGAGCCCGCCGAGGGCGGUGGCGGCGGCGGGGAGGGCCGAGGCGGCGGCGGGGAGGGCAGGGGCGGGGGCCGGCCCGGGCUGCACCCUCCGCCGCUGAGCCGGGAGGAGAAGAGACGGAGGCGACGAGCCACGGCCAAGUACCGCUCGGCCCACGCCACGCGUGAGCGGAUCCGCGUGGAGGCCUUCAACCUGGCCUUCGCCGAGCUGCGCAAGCUGCUGCCCACCCUGCCCCCCGACAAGAAGCUCUCUAAGAUCGAGAUUCUGCGCCUCGCCAUCUGCUACAUCUCCUAUCUCAACCACGUCCUGGACGUGUAAGCGCCUCGACGGACCCCCGGAGAUCCAGACGCCUCUCUCCCCUCUCAGCCCCGCCGCCGCUGCCCUGUGUCCGGGCGAGCGGGUAGCGGCGGGCAGUGCCUGCCCCGGGGGCGAACGGGGGUGUCCUCGCAGCCUGCUCAUCUCCUCGCACGACGUGGCCGGCGGAGAUCCCGAUUUUCUGGGGAAGAGAAAAUGUAAACCCGGAUUGUUUUCUUCAGGCUGUCAAGUGCCCCUUGUUAUAUAUCCAAAAAACACCCCACAAAACCCCAACCCCAUCUACUUGUGACCUUAAACGUGUGACUCAUGGGUGCAGUUUAAAAAAUAACUAUUUUUUAUUUAUGGUAGACAAUUUAUUUUUUUCCUCGAGAUUAAUUUAUUUUUCAGAGUGGUGGCAAUUUUACUUUGGAUACUCUGUGCCAAUCGGUUUCUAGAGUCGGGUGUUUACACUUUCUCCUGUGGAAUAUUACGUUUAACUUUAUGAGUGUUUGUUGGGAUGGAUAACAGUGCUCCAGUUCUUUUUCUUUUCCUUUUAAAAGUAAAAGAUGUCUUUAAUUUAUUCCCCCCCCCCUCCUCCGAUUAUAUUUGCACUUGUAUACAACAAACCUUCCCUUCCUCCCCGUUUCUAAGUAUAUUUUAUAUAUAUCGAGCCUCUUGUUCUUGACCUUUCCUCCCCCCUCCCUUUCUUUUCUCGUGUGGGAUCGACAACCACUAGCACUUAACUAGGAGAGUUUGUUUUGUUGCGUUUCGUUUUGAAAAGACUUGUUGUUCUUCUGAUCUAUAGUUCUGUCUGGAAAGUACUCUGCAAAUCGUUUAUAAGGGAAGUAGUUUCUUUGUGAGUGUAGAUGUGCGUGUGCGUGUGUGUAUAUAUGCAUGUGCGUGGGAGUGAGCCUUGGCGGGGGGGGGCGUAUGUGUGUGGUAUAUUUUUAGGAAAGGAUUUUUUUUUCCUAAAAAAAAGAGGAGAAAAAAGAAAAAAAAAAAGAAGGGAAAAAAAAACGGAAAGAAAGAAAAGUAAAUCUAGGACUGCUUUCCUUUGUGACAACCAAAAAAAAAAAAAAAAAA
This is a messenger RNA of Pogoniulus pusillus (Red-fronted tinkerbird), 3161 nucleotides long. It is a transcript of the gene NHLH2, whose product is annotated as nescient helix-loop-helix 2. NCBI's taxonomy places the organism in Eukaryota, Metazoa, Chordata, Aves, Piciformes, Lybiidae. The record is from RefSeq and is a predicted model, not a curated record. The transcript has 2 exons. Gene Ontology annotation, molecular function: protein dimerization activity; RNA polymerase II cis-regulatory region sequence-specific DNA binding; DNA-binding transcription factor activity, RNA polymerase II-specific. Gene Ontology annotation, biological process: regulation of transcription by RNA polymerase II. Bases 1392 to 2102 code for a protein of 236 amino acids.